GUUUGUGAGAGGGUUUAGGGUAAAUUCCUCUAGAAGAGGCAGAAGAAGAAGAAGCGCUUCUUGUUGGCAACUAUGGAAGCGGAGAGCUCCAUGACGAGGCGGAAGGAUUCCAACUCCAAGCUUCCGUCUUCAUCCUCCAAACGCCUACUCUUCGACAACCGCUACGGCUGGAUUAUUGAUGAAUGGAAAGAGCCACGUGAAGAAGCCCUGACUGGAGGCAGAGGAAUGUUCUGCAUUGUGCCUGUAGCAAGUGCUUUGUUACACACGGCUUCUCAAUCGAUCAACCUCAUAGGAAGCUCCACAGUUAAAGUCCUCCAAAGACCAGACUUGCUCUCACCUCAAAUGCUGCAAGCUAAUUUGAAUGACCAACUGAAGAAAUUUAUUUCUUCCAUACAAAAAGCAGACUUGCAUUUGCUUGCCCUAAAAUCAUGUCAGCCAACCUCUUUCCCAUCUGAUAUAGGUACAGAAAGCAAUGGAUUGAAAACUAGCUAGAAGUACCUCAGUCUUGUUUGUUAAUUUCACAUGAAUAUUUGCACUUUUCUGAAGUGCAUACUAGGUAGAGUUUCUUAUUCAUGCAAACUAGUAGCAUAAAUUCAGCUGUAACCUAGUCAUGGUUGAUGAUUAUUAGAAUCCGGGAAUUAAAUUUUGAGAUUUUAUACAUUUUCUUGGGUGAUUUUUUUUGUCUAUU
Molecule: messenger RNA, 688 nt
Organism: Diospyros lotus (date-plum)
Lineage: Eukaryota; Viridiplantae; Streptophyta; Magnoliopsida; Ericales; Ebenaceae
Exons: 4
Coding region: 73-492 (139 amino acids)
Source: RefSeq, a predicted model, not a curated record